CAACACUAAUAUGUGAGAAGAAUAUUUUAAGUGUGAAAGUUUUCGAAGAACAUGUCGCUGGCGUAUGUAAAUUUAGCAACUGAUGUUUAUUUUGUUUGUUUAAAUCAUGCAUUGUCAACUGAAGGAGAAGAAAUCGUUGGUCUUCUUGUGGGAGAGGUUGAUGAGAACAGAGUUGCUCAUAUUUCAGCAGUUGUUAUCCUUCGUCGCUCUGACAAGCGAAAAGAUCGUGUAGAAAUAUCACCUGAACAGUUGUCAAAUGCAUCUACUGAAGCUGAAAGAUUGGCAUGCAUUUUGAAACGUCCUAUUCGUGUCAUAGGAUGGUAUCAUUCUCAUCCAAAAUUAACUGUUUGGCCUUCCCCUAUAGAUGUUAAUACACAAGAUAGCUAUCAAAUGAUGGAUGAUGGAUUUAUUGGCAUGAUUUUUUCUGUUUUUAAUGAGGAUCCAAGUAAAAAGGGAGGUAGAAUUCAAAUGACUUGUUAUCAGUCGCAAACAGUUAUUGAAGAUAGCAGUAUUGAAAAGAGGCGACUUGAUGUUCCCAUUCGUCUGGUUCCAGCAAAUUACAUUAGCAAUGUUUGCAUGAAUGCUUUAAUACAGUUGCCAAGGUAUUUGUGCCAAGAAGAGCAACUUGCGUAUCAAGUUACUAACCAAAUGCAACUGGAUUACCUCACUAGGCUUCAUAAUAGCUCAGUCUAUUUAAGAUCUAUGGGACAAAUUGCAGAAGUAAUAUGUGGACCACUUUUGAAAAUGCUGGAGGAGAGAAUACUUAAUAAUGAAAUUAAGAGAAAAAAGCUCCAGAAUAAAAAAAAAGAACUUGCUACAGUUUUAGAACAGAUUUAUAAAGAAAAUGCUCGGAGUAGAAUAUCUGAAAGUGCAGUGUCCUCACCUGGUACAGGAAAGCGUCAUCUUAGUCCUCCCGUUUCAUCUGAAGAUGAGACUCAAACAUCUAUAGCGCAAGCAGAAAUGACAGCUGAAAUUCCUGAAAUAUUAAAUAUUCCCAUUUCCCCUCACAGUGUGUCUGACUCAUUGGAUCCGGAAAACUCAGAUGGGGCUCUUAAUCUCAUUCCAUCAUCCCAAAUGGUAAAUGAACCGAGUGCUAUGGAAAUGCCAGCAGCAUCUUCAAAUUAUAUGUCUCAUGGACUUUCACCAACAGUGAAAGACACUAUUUCAGAAGAAAAAGAAAACAAGUCUCCUAUCCCAUAUCCUAAAAAUGAAGAUUCUGUUGAAACUUCUGUGUCAACUGAAACAUCUCUUCAAUCAAUAUCUAUGCCAAACUCACCAGCUGAGGAUGUUCCAUGAUUUUUUUAAUAUGAUGUAUUUGUAUCUAAUAUGUAUGCUGCAAGUGGAUGUUAAACUAAAUUUUUUAUCUUAUAAAAUGCUGAAAGUUAGUUUACUCACAGGGUUCUCAUGUUUUAUGAAAAUAAUAUAUUCAUAAGAAUAACUUUCAAAACAAAUUUUUAGCUAAGUCAUAAAUGUAAGAUAAAAGAAAAUAAAGCUCAUUAAAUUGUAUCCUU
Messenger RNA from Stegodyphus dumicola, 1511 nucleotides. Its product is annotated as lys-63-specific deubiquitinase BRCC36-like. Gene Ontology annotation, molecular function: metallopeptidase activity; cysteine-type deubiquitinase activity; protein binding. Gene Ontology annotation, cellular component: BRCA1-A complex; BRISC complex. Gene Ontology annotation, biological process: protein K63-linked deubiquitination; DNA repair. NCBI's taxonomy places the organism in Eukaryota, Metazoa, Arthropoda, Arachnida, Araneae, Eresidae. The record is from RefSeq and is a predicted model, not a curated record.